UCCGGCGCAAAUCACUGGCUUCAGUUUUUCCUUUUUGUGGCAUCUGAAGAAUAUGUGACUGACUUUCUUUACUCCUGCUUUGUUUUUCUUGUGAAUGUACCCUUAAUAUUUUUUACUCCAUCUUAUUGUUGGCUAGUUGUGAGUGCUCGGUCGUAGCUUAUCCGGGACGAAUGAAGCGCCAGUAUUUCAGCGUUAACUGUAAAGGCGCUCCGACAGUGUCUCCGAUCUCCGAGCAUAUCGAUCUUCUGGAUAUAUUUCGCAGCAAGAAAUGCGUAAAUAUUUGUGCGCCGAUGGUGGAGUAUUCCAGGGUACGCUUCCGCAAUUUAUCGCGCCAGUAUGGAGUGGAUAUCGCCUAUUCUCCUAUGAUUAUCGCGGAGGAUUUCGCCAAUAAUCGCAUACAGCGUCUGGGAGAAUGGGAAACGAGCGAUGAUGACAGGCCGUUAAUUGUUCAGUUCGGGACGAAUGAUCCUGUUGCCUAUGCCGACGCAGCGGAGAUUGUCUAUCCGUAUUGUAACGGUGUGGAUCUGAAUUGUGGAUGUCCUCAAAAAUGGGCCAUACGACGGUGUAUCGGAUCGUGUCUGCUAAAGAAGCCCGAACUCCUGCAGGAUAUGCUACGGCAGCUGCAUAACCGUCUCCCAAGUACAAACUUCUCCAAAACCAUUAAAAUUCGUCUUCAGGAUGAUCUCACUAAAACCGUGGAGUUGUGUCGGCAAGCGGAAGCCGCCGGUGUCACGUGGAUUGCCGUUCAUGGACGCACUCCCGACGCCAUCGUCCUCACCGGUUGCCCGGUGAAUUACGAUGCCAUUAAGCUGGUCAAAGAUUCCGUCAGCGUCCCGGUGGUGGCCAAUGGGGAUGCGUACAACAUGGCCGAUGUCGACAGGAUCAUCGAGCAGACCGGAGCCGAUGGAGUCAUGGCGGCGCGGGGACUCUUGAGAAAUCCGACUAUGUUCGCCGGUUAUGAGAAAUGUCCUUUUCCCGUUAUGAAGGAAUGGAUUGCCAUGUUUGAGGGUGAGACGGACUACCUGGCAUGGACUGAAUGCCAUCAUCAUCUGCUGAAAAUGGUACAACCGUACUUGACCAAAGCCGAGCUGGGGGAAUUUUCCGGCUUGGUCAAGCAGAAUGCGUUAAUCAUGGAGUUUAUGAGGAAUAAACUGCCCGAAUUCGACAAGGUCGAAGGAUAGAUCAUUUUUGAUUUCCGUUUUGGAGUUUUAUUUUUUAUUCUUUGGUCAUGAUUUUGUUCCCUGUGGUAACAGAAUGCGGUAAACUGGGAUAAAACCAGUUGAUAUUAAACUUUAUUGAUCACAUGAAACAGCGUAAAACUUUUAGAAAGAAUUGCAGGUGUGUUAUUUUGUGUUUGUGUGUCUUUGUUGGCGAUGUGUGGAUAGAUUUUUUACCCAGUAAAAUGAAAAUUACCGGAUGCAGUUAGAUUGCUGUAGAAUGCUCAAUCGUGUGUGUACUUAUUUAAUCGUAAAAAAACUAUUU
Molecule: messenger RNA, 1482 nt
Organism: Paramacrobiotus metropolitanus
Lineage: Eukaryota; Metazoa; Tardigrada; Eutardigrada; Parachela; Macrobiotidae
Product: tRNA-dihydrouridine(20a/20b) synthase [NAD(P)+]-like
Exons: 7
Coding region: 171-1181 (336 amino acids)
Biological process (GO): tRNA processing
Molecular function (GO): tRNA dihydrouridine synthase activity; flavin adenine dinucleotide binding
Source: RefSeq, a predicted model, not a curated record